Plenodomus lingam JN3 is the source of this 360-nucleotide messenger RNA. Lineage: Eukaryota; Fungi; Ascomycota; Dothideomycetes; Pleosporales; Leptosphaeriaceae. The record is from RefSeq and is a predicted model, not a curated record.
AUGUUGCUCCUUCGGGAGGCUAUGGACAGCAAGGAUACUACUCGGGAGGACAGGGUGUGGAGCCUAGCUAUACGAUGUCAACGCAGUAUCAGCAGGGGUAUGAGAAUUAUGGGCAUCCGCAACCACAGCAGCCACAGGGUGGGUAUGGCGGGUAUGAUCAGGGUGCGCAGGGUGGAGCACAUGGUGCGUAUGACCAACUUCAGACGCAGGGUAGUGGGAGGCCGUGGGGUAGUGGUGGAGGUAAUUCGGCAUGGUGAGCGGUCAAUGCACCGCCUAUCACCAGAUGGCUUGUUGGAAGUGGUUGAAGUCAUGAACAGCUCUUCUGAAUGGGAAAGUCCUGCUAGAGCGACUGGUUCGUAA